AUGGCGGGCAGGCUGGAGCAGGUCGCCAGGAUGAGGCGGCGGCCGGCCGGCGGGGCGUGUUUCAGCGCUGGCCUCACGGGCAGGGAGAAUGCCGUGGGUUCCCUUCCCGUGGUGGGUUUCCUCCUGUCUGCCGGGGAAGGCUGGCUUCCACGGCGGCAGCUUGCUUCGGUGAAAAUGCGGUGCCCCUUGCGAGGAGCAGCAUCGGGAACUCGCCCUGGGCUAGCCCUUGCUGCAGCGGGUGGGCCAGCGGCAGCGCCCGGCGCCUCGUCCCCGCGGCGGGACGGGCCAGGGCUGAAGGAGGUUUGUCAGAGACAGGGCGCUUUCCCCGGGGAAGGAGGCCCCCUCCAGCCGGGAGCUGGGCCGCCCCUGCCGUGGGGUCUCCGUCCCGGGCUGGGGGCCGGUGCUGCGUGCCCCUGGGCUGCAGGUGCCCCCCGGCUCCCAGCCGACUCCGCGAAACGGCCGGCGGCUGAUGGCACCCCUCACGGAGGGCUGCAGAAGCUGGGACUGCGUGCCCGGCUCGUCGCCUUAAUGCGACCGGACAGCGGAGCUGUCGAAAAUGAAGACUCAGCCCCGAAGACAGAGCCUGCAGAUCAGCUGGUUGAUUCUUUGGAGUCCAGUUCUUCGCAGAGUGGGUCGCAGAUUGGGUCACUCGUGAGUGCAGGCACGACAGAGGAUUCGAAAGAAGCUGGCGCUUUGGAGGACCGCGAGGUGGCUGAACAAGAGGAGAAGCUGCCUGACCAAAUCCAGUCCCUCAAAGAGGAAUCUGUUGUUCGGAUAACCAACUAUCAUGUACCUCAAGGAGCGGGGGAUAUAGUCAUGAUUCAGUCAGAUCACACUGGUGCUGUGGAUAUCCUUUCAGCUGAGCUGGAGACUGCAGACCUCCUUGGGGAGCAGAGGAAAGCUCAGCCUCCCCCUCUGGCUCCACCCACCAUGUGGACCACUGAGAAGACGAAGGAAUUCAAAGCCAAGAUGGGAAAGGAGAAGAAUGGCCGGAUGGUGGUGAAGCGAGGCGAGGUGGUGACAGUCCGCGUGCCAACCCAUCCUGAUGGGAAAUGCAUUUGCUGGGAGUUUGCUACAGAUGACUACGACAUUGGGUUUGGAGUCUAUUUUGACUGGACCACGGUUACUAGCACUGCCAUUACUGUUCAGGUCAGCGAAUCCAGUGAUGAGGAGGAUGAAGAGGAGGAGGAGGAAAUUGAAGGACUCGCCCCUGUUGGUGAUGUGGAAAGGGGCUCCAAAAGCUAUCUGCGGAACCGCUACGGAGAGAUUAUGCCCGUAUAUCGGAGGAACAGCCAUCGGGAGGUGCAGGCAGGCAGCCACGAGUACCCAGGCGAGGGCAUCUACCUGCUGAAAUUUGAUAACUCGUACUCUCUUCUCCGCAAUAAGACUCUGUUCUUUCAUGUCUAUUACACUAGCUGAAGAAAUGGGAAGGGGCAGGGACAGCAGGCGGGUAAUGGUGAGUGUAGCAGGCUGCCACCCAGCCCUGGUACCGCCUGAUGGGCACUGCUGUGUGACAGAACCAAGGCACAAUUCUGCCGGCUCCUCUUCAGACACUAACUGGUUUCUCCCCACACCCUCCUUCCCCGCUGUCCAAGUGGAGAAAGGUAGUUGUGACUGCCUGGUUGUCCACAGGCAGCUGCUUUUUCUGUAAAACUUCGGGACGUCUGCUCUGUGCAGGCAUCGGGCUCGGCCUUCGUCUCACAGCCGGUGAAUGCCCAGAGGCCAGGUUCGGGUGGUCGUGGUUUCGAUCUGUUGCGCUGGUACGAAGUGAAAUGAAAAUAUUCUUGACCUGUUACUAUUUUGUGAAUAACUUUUCCAACUCUCCUGCUGCAUCUGCAUCACUAGAGGGCAGCUGUCAGCUGCAAUGAGCCAAAAGCACAGCUGGCUUGUCACCUAGCCACUGAUAAUCUCGUCGCCUGCCACCACAACAUGUCACCAGCAGCCAGUGCUUCCUUCACUCAUGCGGGU
Nipponia nippon (crested ibis) is the source of this 1968-nucleotide messenger RNA. NCBI's taxonomy places the organism in Eukaryota, Metazoa, Chordata, Aves, Pelecaniformes, Threskiornithidae. The record is from RefSeq and is a predicted model, not a curated record.